Molecule: messenger RNA, 1431 nt
Organism: Pyricularia oryzae 70-15
Lineage: Eukaryota; Fungi; Ascomycota; Sordariomycetes; Magnaporthales; Pyriculariaceae
Product: protein disulfide-isomerase erp38
Exons: 2
Coding region: 144-1259 (371 amino acids)
Biological process (GO): protein folding
Cellular component (GO): endoplasmic reticulum
Molecular function (GO): protein disulfide isomerase activity
Source: RefSeq, a predicted model, not a curated record
GCGAAGGAGCUAGCAUCUGACAAACUGGCAUCUUUUUCUCACAAAAAGUUCCUGUGUAAUCAGAAACUUGACCAUUUUCACAUCGACUCAUUGUAGCCGAAUCAUUGAAGUUUGUUUUUGCAACUGCAAUAGCACACACAAAAAUGGGUAACCUUAGGAGCCUCGGGCUCUUCUUCCUGGCCGCUUUUGCGACCACGCAAGUCGCCGCCGAAUCGGACGUCCUCGACCUUGUGCCCUCCAACUUUGACGACGUUGUUCUCAAGUCCGGAACGCCCACUCUUGUCGAGUUCUUUGCCCCAUGGUGCGGCCACUGCAAGCAGCUCGCUCCCACCUACGAGAAUCUCGCACAGUCCUUUGCCGCCUCCAAGGGCAAGGUCCAGAUCGCAAAGGUCGAUGCCGAUGCCGAGAAGAGCUUGGGCAAGCGCUUCGGCGUUCAGGGAUUCCCGACGCUCAAGUGGUUCGAUGGAAAGAGCGACAAGCCGAUCGACUAUGAGGGCGGCCGUGACCUCGACAGCCUGGCUGGAUUUAUCACCGAGAAGACUGGCGUGAAGCCCAAGCGCAAGCUUGCCCCUCCCUCAAACGUUGUCAUGCUGAGCGACUCAACCUUCUCCAAGACCAUCGGCGGUGACAAGAACGUCCUAGUUGCCUUUACCGCUCCUUGGUGUGGACACUGCAAGUCCCUGGCACCGAUCUGGGAGGACCUUGCUCAAACCUUCGCCCUGGAGGACGAUGUCAUCAUCGCCAAAGUUGACGCCGAGGCCGAGAACAGCAAGGCCACCGCCAACGACCAGGGCGUCCAGUCUUACCCCACCAUCAAGUUCUGGGCCAAGGGCCAGUCCAAGCCCGAGGACUACAAUGGCGGCCGCUCCGAGGCCGAUUUUGUCAAGUUCCUCAACGAGAAGACUGGCACCCAGCGUGCCGCCGGAGGUGGUGUUGAUGCCACCUCGGGCACCAUCGCCGCGCUCGACGCCAUCGUCGUCAAGUACACGGGAGGUACUUUGCUCAGCGACGCCGCCGCUGAGAUCAAGAAGGAGGCCGAGAGCCUGAAGGACGCUGCUCAGGUCAAGUACGCCCAGUACUACAUCCGUGUCUUUGACAAGCUGAGCAAGAACGACGACUUUGCCUCCAAGGAGCUUGCUCGUCUGGACGGCAUGCUGAAGAAGGGCGGUCUGGCCCCUGCCAAGCUCGAUGAGCUUACCCGCAAGACGAACGUCCUGAGGAAGUUUGUCGAAAAGGUCACUGGCAAGGACGAGUUGUAAACUUGACUCACAUUGGUCCAUUGUUGCACCCAAGGAAAGAGAAAACAAGAUUCACACGUUGAGACCUGAAAACGGACACGGGCAUGUUCGAUUCGGUUGUAUCAUAUAAUCUAGGCUAUAAAUAAUAUGAACCUGGCGAUAUGAUGAAUGAAAAAACCGAGUUUAUCAAGGA